CAGAGCAACACCGCACCUGAAAGCAGCAGUGUAGUGUAAUUAGCUCGGAAAAUUCACUGGAAAUGUCUUCAUGGUUUAUUCCGGAUAUUGUAGGUGUGAACUUGAUAAGACCCAUCUGCUGACUUGAGGAUUCUGUGCGAAUUCUGUUCCUUGCGGAGGAUCUGCUCCAGUGAAUAGUAACGCGUCCGUCAACAUCAGGGGAACUAAAGGGUGUGUAAUUUCAGUUGUGAAAUUAUCUGGAUAUCACCUGAAGUAAGGACAAAGGCAAAUAAACCGCAAUCAAACCUAACACGGACACGGACGGACAUCUAAUUGAAUCCUAAUAGCUUAUCGAUUUUGACGGAACGCGUACGAGGAUCUCGGAGGCUGUCAGAGGAUCGGUGAUUUAGGUUUCUUUAAACACAUCUCUGAGGACUCAACGUGGACAUGCUUCCCUGAAAAGUGCUGUUUGACUCCGAAGCAGGAGUUUAGAGUCAGUUUGCGAUACGUAGUUGACUUUUAAUCUUUGGAUAAGGCUGUUACGCGCGAAGUUUGGAUGAUGCUGUCAAGCCAAUUUAUGUUAAGGCUGUGCUUCUAUGGAACACUGAUGAUGUGUGUUUUGGGGGAGUCUGCGGAGCCCCUCACCUCGGUGGUCCCCCUGCGGACGCUGUCGGAGGCGGAGACACGGUUGCCAUGCCGAUACGACGGCGAAGGCAAGGUGGUGCAGGUGAGCUGGAGUCGAGUGAAGGGUGAUGCCAACGAGGAACAGAUCAUCAUGUACCACUUCACAGAGGGGGUGAAAGAAUUUACCCAGUUUGUGAAUAAGAUGCGCUUCGAGGCAGUUGAGCCCACCACGGAUGCGACUCUUCUCAUUCUGAGCACGGAGGAGGUGGACGAGGCCAUCUACAGCUGCAAGAUCACCACCUUCCCCUCAGGGACUGUGGAGUCCAAGAUACAGCUCACCGUGUGGACUCGUCCCAUCUCCAUCCUGGAGCCGGUGAUCCUCGUGGAGGGUCAGUCCUACCGGUCGGCGGCGUCGUGCCGUUCCGUGGGUCGGCCUCAGCCUCGGGUCACCUGGGACACGGACCUGCCGGGCCAGGCUCAGAACCGCAGCGUUGACGCACGCACCGUGUCAGGCCAGUUCUCCCUGCACCCGCUGCGCAGCUUCAAUGGCCGGCGGCUGGACUGUCUGGUUUGGCACCCCACCUACAGCGCCCCCUUCAGGAUCAGCAAUGCACUGCUGGUGCACUACCCUCCCGACGUGUUAAUCGCUGGCUUUAAAGACGACUGGUAUGUUGGGUUGGAAGGAGCUGAGCUCAAGUGCACGGGUGGGGGGAAUCCGAAGCCCACUAACUUCACCUGGUCCAGGAAAGGUGGGGCUCUACCUGAGGAGGUGGAAGAGACUCCUGAAGGCACGCUGAAGUUUGGCAGGCCUCUCAGCCAAUCAGAUUCUGGGAUAUACCAGUGCACCGCCUCCAACGUUGAGGGCUCCGCCAAGGCUGAGAUGGAGGUCACAGUGACAGCUACUCCGAAGGCAGCGUCGAUGGACGGUCUUCUGAUGAUCAUCAUCGGUGGCAUUGCCGGGGCGCUGGUGCUUAUCCUGGUGAUUGUUGUCAUAACAGUGAACCAGCACCACAAACGCAAGAACAAGCGCCUGUCCAUGGAGCUAAACGAGAAGAGGGAGGUAAUCAGCACUCUCUCCAGACAAGCUUCUUUCAGAGGGAUGAACUCAGUCAGCACAGACCAUCGAUACCCGAUGGAUGAGAUUAUGCCUCUCAGAGUGGAGGGGACUCUACGCAACAGCCUGUCCUCCCUGGAUCGGCGUUCACGGGACAGCCGCUCCACCCUGGUGGAGGGUUCCCGCAUGAGCCGAGGAGCUGGAGAGAGGAGAGCCGCACUGCCGAGUCCCACGCGGAGGAACAGCAGCGCCUCUCUGUUCCACCCUCCGCUGCACCCCUCUCCUAUCAUAAUGGACCAGACCGCUGAGAUUGUGAAGCCCAUGAACGGCAGCGCCAUUCCACCAUCAGAGGGGAGGCAGCGCUCGGCCGCCAGCGUCCGCAACAGCAGGAACCACGUGCCCUCUCCAAUCUCCAUGUACCCGCCGUUGACCGACGAGGACGAGGACGAGGAGGAGGUGAGGCGGCUGGGGCUCCAGGAGAACGGUCCGGCUGAGACCAAUGGACUGGAUCACCACGGCAGCGAGACCAACAGCUCGCUGAUGUCGGAGACGCGGUCCAGUCCGUUCGAGCAGACCAACGGGUUGCUGCGUGUCACAAGCAACGGGGGGUCGCACCUGCCCCCUCCCAUGCCCCUCCUCCAGAGGGCGCAAAUCGUCUAGAGCUGAAACCACUCGCCGCAGGUUUGGGGUGUUCUGUCGCUUCACUUGACUUGUGGGGUGCCAUUAGCGACGAGGAAGGAUUGCUUUAGGGCUGCAGCAUGUUUUUAUUGUAUCAAGCCUCUCACCUCUCCCCUUUACCAGUUCUAGGAUUGGGAAAGCAUCUUCGACCUAAACUCAUUAACUUAUUUUGUUGAUCAGUUUUUUUAUUAUUUGUUUUUCUAGUUUAUUCACUUUUGAGUGAAUGGACAAAAAGGACCGUUCUCAGCCUCCUUUUAAAUAUCAUGGCGUGCAGGUUUGUGGGGUUUCCCCCGUUCUGAUGGUGACGUCCAGCAGGGGGCGUUACACACAGGAAGACUGGACUGCAGUCAUGUGGGCGGGAGAUGGAGUUAGUUAAACUCCAGGACAAGGACCACACACACACACACACACAAUGAGCAGAGGGACGUCACACCCUAUGGAAAACAAAUGCAACACCCAAUCCACUAGGAAAUCAUCUCCAGAAGCCGGGUGGUCAGACAGGAGAUACUAUUUACAUGAGAAAAAAGACAGUAUGAAUGUAUGAAUGCAUGUAUGAAUGAAUAAAUGAAUGACUGGAUGGAUGGAUGAAUGGAAGAAAACAAAAAGAAGCUUAAAAAAGGAGUCGGUGUGGCUGAGGCGCUCAGGAAUGCGUACUGUGCUGAGGCGCUCAGGAAUGCGUACUGUGCUGAGGCGCUCAGGGAUGCGUACUGUGCUUUGGAUCACCACCCCACAGAGCCAGCAUAGUGGGCAUCCACCUUAGAGGUGGCGUUGCCGUGACGACCUCCUCCAGCCGGCGGCUAAGCGAGGACGUCCACCCAGACUCCCACUACAUGGUCCCCUCAGAGAAUUCAUCAGGAGUUACAGGAUUGAUAUUUUAGAACGGCCACAUUCCACACACGCGCACACACACACGCACACACAGACAUCUCAAGUCUUCACACACUUUGACCCCCACGGGUGGGUGUUCCGCUGGCUUCACACACAGAUACGGAUUUGCAGGUGUUCUGUCCAAAGGAAGACGAGGCUUUAAACGCUUUUCAAUGAGCAAGUGUUCAUACUGCUGUGCCAUUUUAUACCGUAAGAGAAUCUAGGAAUCACCACUGGAAAAACACAAGAGGGACACAAGUCCCCUAUCUGGUUUAUAACUGGACAUCUGAACACGUGCGUGAGGACGAUUCCCAGCCAUUGUAGCCUAUAGAAAAGACAUUUAUACUUUCUUAUGUGACACUAAUGUAUAUGAGAGAGUUUUGUGUGUGUGUGAUGUAAACAUAUUUAGGUAUAAGUCUGGGUGUGUCUGUCUAACGUGACGAAUGUGAACUGCCAACAUAUUUUUCUACUUUGCUACUGAGUAUUAUGUUACAAUUGCCUUUGUACCCAUUUGAAUGUGGGUUUAUUCAUGUUAUAUCAGUCAAAUGAGGGUUACAUAUGAUUUUUUUUGUUUAUGAUUAAUAUGUAUACUUGUGCUGUGUCUGUUUCAUGUUAUGCUGUAUGUGCACAUCCUGUAUGUCCAGUGCAGGUGGACUGUGAUGGACUUUUAUAUCACACACAGCUGUCUAACAUGCACACAGCACACACACACACACACACACACACACACACAC
This is a messenger RNA of Alosa alosa (allis shad), 3936 nucleotides long. RefSeq names its product nectin cell adhesion molecule 4a (gene nectin4a). The transcript is spliced from 12 exons. NCBI's taxonomy places the organism in Eukaryota, Metazoa, Chordata, Actinopteri, Clupeiformes, Clupeidae. Bases 536 to 2317 code for a protein of 593 amino acids. Gene Ontology annotation, biological process: heterophilic cell-cell adhesion; homophilic cell-cell adhesion. Gene Ontology annotation, cellular component: adherens junction. The record is from RefSeq and is a predicted model, not a curated record.